CAGUCGCGAAUCCAGCGCCGCCGUGGCACGACGUACGUUCGGAUACCAGUGAUACUUCGUACCGGCACCGGAACUAAAUACUAGUGAAAUACUUUACAAAUACUCUAUUGUUGUUCAGUGAAGUUCGUGAAAAGGAGUAUUUUAGUGUCUGUGGAAAAAUGAACAUAAUAUGGUGCGUGGUGGGGUUGCUAGCAGUGCUCUGCUCGCCAGCCAGCGGCCACGGUCGCCUCACUGAGCCCCCCUCCCGCGCCACCGCGUGGCGGUUCGGCUUCGACACCCCCCACAACUACAACGACCACGAGCUGUACUGCGGCGGCUUCACGCGGCAGUGGAAGAAGAACGAGGGGAAGUGUGGGGUCUGCGGGGACGCCUGGGACGCCCCCGUGCCCCGCGCCCACGAGCUCGGCGGACGCUUCGGGAAAGGCGUCAUCGUACGAAGAUAUGCCCCUCAAGAUCCCAUAACAAUCAAAGUCGAACUGACCGCCAAUCAUAACGGCUUCUUCGAAUUCAGAGUCUGCGAGGAACCCAAAACCACCACCCAGGAAUGCUUAGACAAAAACGUCCUAAAAAUCGACGGGAGAGACGGCACCAAAUACUACCCGCGCGACGGAAAUAAAGUUUACGAGAUGAAGUACCGCUUGCCAGAGGGCCUGGAAUGCGCGCACUGCGUGUUGCAAUGGCGGUAUAUAGCCGGAAAUAACUGGGGUACCUGUGAGAACGGGACCGGGGCAGUGGGUUGCGGGCCGCAGGAGGAAUUCAGAGCUUGCGCGGACAUAGCUAUUGGAGAUCGCUUCGUGACUACUACAAGAAGGCCGAGACCGAGCUACGUGCCGCCUGGCAGACGGCCAACCGUGCCAGCGCCGGAAGAAAGCACGUCCAGCAGCGCGUGGUACGGCGUCGUUGUGGCCGUCGUCGCGCUGCUUGUCGCUGUGUCCGUCCUCGCCGGCUUCUACCUGUACUACUACAGAGGAGGCAUGAGAAUCAAAAGCUUCCUGAAGAAAACCCCUCCGCCCGCGCCUGUCCCGCCCCCGCGACACAAGCGAUCCUCCCUUUCAAGAGAACACCCACCGGAACUGACCACACCUAAAGUAGCCACGAUCUCCGACUCAGGCUUCGAGACAGUAGAUCUCAGAGCGAAGUAGACUUAAAAUUAUUACCUAACACUGCCUUUAAUAGUGAUAUUUUUAGUGUGAGUGACUGUGUGAAUAAGACUAUGGUUCAAAGUGAAUCUGUGAAGAAAUGAGAUUUUGAUGCAAUUCUGAUCACUGUCGUGGUUUCCAUGUUUACGUGGAAAUCUGAUGAUAUUUACCGGUUUUAUUAAAACUUGACCAUAAACACGCCAAUACGCCAUACGCCUAUAUGUAUGUUUCCGGUUAGUUACCUAUAUAAUUUAUUCUCAGUUCAGGGCUUAUUUAAAGAUUGAGUCAUUUAAAAAGGCUAAAAAAAAAAUAGACUAGGACACUCAAAUGUAAAGUCACCUUUUGACACGAAUAAUGUUUUCACUAUAAAACACGCAGAAGUUGAAGAAAUCAUAGUAAAUUUCGCCGUAUUUCUGGUCAAGUUAAGCCGGUAACAGUAGUGUUCGGUUUUGGACUGACGCCAUUGGCAAAGGCUUAUAAAAUCACUUGAUUGAUACCUACCGAAAUAAAUAGUAUAAAUACACAUAGCAAUGUGCCGAAGAGAAUUUUUAAAAAUUGUACAGCUCCCAUGAA
Messenger RNA from Cydia splendana, 1712 nucleotides. RefSeq lists its product as uncharacterized. The record is from RefSeq and is a predicted model, not a curated record. The coding region runs from base 159 to 1142 and encodes 327 amino acids. Lineage: Eukaryota; Metazoa; Arthropoda; Insecta; Lepidoptera; Tortricidae. The transcript has 2 exons.